AGGUAAUUUGGGAGGAGGAGGGAGUGUCUGCAGGGCUCCUGCUACUCCCAGGUGGAGCUCCUGCCUCGGAGCCCGGCGGGAGUCCCAGCUCUGCCAAGUGUAACCCACUCAGAGUCUCUGCGUCUGGCCAGUGCACCUCAGGGAGACUCCUUCGGGGCCCAGGAGGCCUGAGACGGGACCUCUACGGGGAGAGGGAGGGCCGGCCCUAGGGGCUGCCGAUGUGGCCCCAAGGCUGAGUCCAGGCUGGGUCUGGCCUGGGCCCCAGCCUCCCAAGGAGCCGGCCCUACACUCCAUGGGGUUGCCGCUGCCCAAGGAGAAGGGGCUCAUUCUCUGCCUGUGGAGAAAGUUGUGUAGAUGGUUCCAGAGACAGGAGUCAUGGGCUCAGAGCCAAGAUGAGCAGAACCUGCUGCAGCAGAAGCGGAUCUGGGAGUUGCCGCUCCUCCUCGCUGCCAAAGAGAAUGACGUCCAGGCUCUUACCAAGCUGCUCAAGUCUGAGGCCUGCGAUGUCCACCAGAAAGGAGCCCUGGGGGAGACAGCGCUGCACAUCGCUGCCCUCUAUGACAACCUGGAGGCUGCCCUGGUGCUGAUGGAGGCUGCCCCGGAGCUGGUCAAGGAGCCCAUCACAUGUGAGCUGUGUGAAGGUCAGACGGCACUGCACAUAGCCAUCAUGAACCAGAACAUGAACUUGGUGAAAGCCCUGCUCACCCACGGGGCCAGCGUCUCUGCAAGAGUUACAGGCCUCAAGUUCCGCCUCAGUCCCCAGAACCUCAUCUACUUUGGGGAGCAUCCUUUGUCUUUUGCUGCCUGCAUGGGCAGUGAGGAGAUGGUGAGGCUACUCAUUGAUCAUGGAGCUGACAUCCGGGCCCAGGACUCCCUGGGAAACACAGUGUUGCACAUCCUCGUCCUCCAGCCCAACAAAACCUUUGCCUGCCAGAUGUACAACCUGCUGCUGUCCUAUGACGGGCGUGGGGACCACCUACAGUCCCUGGAGCUCGUGCCCAAUCACGAGGGUCUCACCCCCUUCAAGCUGGCCGGAGUGCAGGGCAACACCGUGAUGUUCCAGCAUCUGGUGCAGAAACGGAAGUACAUCCAGUGGACCCUCGGGCCCCUGACCUCCACUCUCUACGACCUGACGGAGAUCGACUCCUCGGAGGAUGAGCAGUCCCUGCUGGAACUUAUUGCUACCUCCAAGAAGCGGGAGGCUCGCCAGAUCCUGGACCAGACGCCAGUGAAGGAGCUGGUGAGCCUCAAGUGGAAGAGAUACGGGCGGCCGUACUUCUGGGGGCUGGCUGCUGGGUACCUGCUGUACAUCAUCUGCUUCACCAUGUGCUGUGUCUACCGCCCCCUCAAGCCCUGGACCAACAACCAAACUGACCCCCGAGACAACACCCUCCUGCAGCAGAAGCUACUUCAGGAGGCCUAUGUGACAUCCGGGGACCACCUCCGGCUGGUGGGGGAGCUGGUGUCCAUCUGUGGAGCCGUGAUCAUUCUGCUCAUAGAGGUGUGGUGUGGGCAUGAUUGGGUGGGAUGCUGCUGUCGGCCCUGGGGUUCCGGCCCGAGCUUCGGUCCCCAUGGGCCUUUGUGUCUCCCUGGCUUCCCCUCCAGAUUCCAGACAUCUUCCGCGUGGGGGUCAUUCGCUUCUUUGGACAGACCAUCCUUGGCGGGCCGUUCCACGUCCUCUUGUGAGUGUUCUCCCUGUCGCCCCAUCCCUUUCCUCACCACCGCUCUGGUUUCACCAUUUCCCUCCCCUGGGUCCCUGACCUCCGGAGAAGCCCGACUCCAGAGACCCCUCUCUGAUGGGUGUGUGACCCUGUGUGGGGGAUCGCAGAUGCAAAAUAUGGGGGGCAUGGGUCCCAUCUCCACCACCCCCUUGCUUUUAGACCCCCAGGACCAUCCCGAUCUCCCUCUCUGCUCCCUCCCCAGCAUCACCUAUGCCUGCAUGGUGCUGGGCACCAUGGUGAUGCGGCUUUCCAACACCGACGGCGAGGUGGUACCCAUGUCCUUUGCCCUGGUGCUGGGCUGGUGCAAUGUCAUGUACUUCGCCCGAGGAUUCCACAUGCUGGGUCCCUUCACCGUCAUGAUCCAGAAGAUGAUUUUUGGCGAUCUGAUGCGAUUCUGCUGGCUGAUGGCUGUGGUCAUCCUGGGUUUUGCCUCAGCUUUCUUUAUCAUCUUCCAGACAGAGGACCCUAACAGCCUGGGCCAUUUCUACAGUUACCCCAUGGCGCUCUUCAGCACCUUUGAGCUGUUUCUCACCAUCAUCGAUGGCCCCGCCAACUACGAUGUGGAUCUGCCCUUCAUGUACAGCGUCACCUACGCCGCCUUCGCCAUCAUUGCCGCUCUGCUCAUGCUCAACCUCCUUAUCGCCAUGAUGGGUGACACGCACUGGCGGGUGGCCCACGAGCGGGAUGAGCUCUGGCGGGCCCAGGUCGUGGCCACCACAGUGAUGCUGGAACGGAAGCUGCCUCGCUGCCUGUGGCCUCGCUCCGGGAUCUGCGGGUACAAGUUUGGGCUGGGGGACCGCUGGUUCCUGCGGGUGGAAGACAGACAGGAUAUCAACCGGCAGCGUGUCCAGCGCUAUGCCCAGGCCUUCUACAACUCGGACUCUGACGAUGACAUGGAGAAACCAUGUCUGGGCGGCCCCUUCAACGCCCCCCAGUCCCUUCAUCCCCCCUCAGUGUCUCGAAGUACCUCCCGCAGCAGCACCAACUGGGAGAGGCUUCGGCAAGGGACCAUGAAGUCAGAGCUGAUGGGAGUGGUCAACAGGGCCCUGGAGGACGGGGACAGCUGGGAAUAUCAGAUCUGAGCGCCUCCUGCCACUGUGGAGCCCAGCGGCACCCACAAACCAAAACGCCCCAGACCUCCCAUCUGCCAGGUCAAGGGAGCAGAGGAGAACAAAUGGAAGCCCAGGAGUGGGGCCCACGUCUCACCCCAAAGCCAGGGCCUCACGAGGAGGACCCCGCCUCACCCACGCUGGCCCUUAGCGAAUGCGGCUGCACUGUCUGAGCAAAGCACUUUAGGAGAGGCUUGCUGCCCAGGCACCAGCCGCUACCCCGGUGUCACAGCUGCAGACAGCUGAGGCGGCUGUGGAAAGGGUGUUGUAAAUGAGGGAAUGGGUGCCCCCUGGGGGUGAAGCCACCUCCUACCUUCCAAUAAAGUCAUUGCCUGCUCCGUC
Phacochoerus africanus (Common warthog) is the source of this 3172-nucleotide messenger RNA. RefSeq names its product transient receptor potential cation channel subfamily V member 6 (gene TRPV6). Gene Ontology annotation, molecular function: protein binding; calcium channel activity. The coding region runs from base 293 to 2803 and encodes 836 amino acids. The transcript is spliced from 13 exons. Lineage: Eukaryota; Metazoa; Chordata; Mammalia; Artiodactyla; Suidae. Gene Ontology annotation, biological process: calcium ion import across plasma membrane. Gene Ontology annotation, cellular component: membrane. The record is from RefSeq and is a predicted model, not a curated record.